AACGAACCAAAAACAAUGGCUUCCAAUUCCAAAUCGGUGACGUUUCUGCAGCGAUACGGUUACGAUUUUCUGUUGGGAUCAAUCGCUGCUUUCUACGUACUCACUGUGCCUUACACUAAGGUCGAAGAGAGUUUCAAUGUUCAGGCAAUGCACGAUAUUCUCUAUCACCGGCUUAACUUAGAUAAUUAUGAUCAUCUGGAAUUUCCUGGUGUGGUUCCUCGCACUUUCAUUGGUGCUUUGCUUGUAUCAAUUGUUGCAGCUCCGUUUGUGUUCACUGCCAGUUUGCUGCAUUUGCCAAAGUUUUAUGCUCUUAUCAUAGUUCGGAUGGCCUUAGGGUGUAUCAUACUGUAUACACUAAGAUUCUUUCGACAUCAGAUAAGGAAUAUAUUUGGGCAUCAAGUCGAAGCCUUCUUUGUGAUAUUAACUGCAAUUCAGUUUCAUUUUCUGUUCUAUUGUACUCGUCCACUUCCUAACAUUCUUGCUCUGGGUAUAGUAAAUUUGGCAUAUGGAUAUUGGUUUGAGGGGCGAUUUUAUGCAGCUCUAAACUCUCUGAUUUUUGCGACAACUGUAUUCAGAUGUGACAUGCUGUUGCUUCUUUGUCCCAUUGGGCUGCAAUUUCUUUUGACAAAAAAAAUAUCACUAUGGGGUGCUCUAAAACACUGCACUGGGAUGGCCUUCUUCUGCAUAGGUCUGACCAUAUUGGUAGAUUCAAUUAUGUGGAAAAGGUUAUUGUGGCCUGAAUUUGAAGUCUUUUGGUUCAACUCUGUGCUAAACAAGAGUUCUGAAUGGGGGACACAUGCUUUCCAUUGGUACUUCACCUCAGCACUGCCUCGUUCUCUGCUUGCUGCAUAUCCUCUGUCACUGUUUGGCCUCUUUGUAGACAGAAGGGUACGGUCUUACGCUUUCCCAGUUCUUGCCUUUAUUUUGCUUUAUUCUAAGCUUCCUCACAAGGAACUUCGAUUUAUCAUAAGUUCUGUUCCAAUAUUUAACUUAUCUGCUUCAGUUGCAUCUAAUAGAAUCUACAACAAUAAGAAAAAGAUGAUGUGGAACUUGCUUUUCCUCAUUUUGUUGGCAUUACUUGUAAUGAGUCUUGCAGUCACUGUCACAACUUUCAUGGCAUCAUACUGGAACUAUCCUAGUGGUAAUGCCUUAAAACAAUUGCACGGAAUUGGUUUUUAUAAUGAUACAAAUGAACAGUGGGUUCACAUUGAUACAUUUUCAGCCAUGAAUGGGAUAUCUCGCUUUUGCGAAAGUGAUUUCCCGUGGAGGUAUUCUAAAGAAGAAGAAAUUAACUUGCAAGAUUUUAAGCAAAGAAAUUUUACUUUUCUUAUAAAUGAACAUCCUGUGAUCAAUGGAUUCAAAUGUCUAUUUACUGAAGAGGGGUUCUCAAGAGUCCGUUUUACAUUUGGCUUUCCACCGAUGUUACUGGUUAAAGAGCCCAAAGUGUAUGUCCAUGGAAAUUUAGAAAACAAGGGUGUUAUCAACAAAAGUUUGCCUGGCUGCCCCUAAUCCUUUGUCUAGUACCAGUCUUUGAAAUUAAUCAUGUUUGAAGGGUGUUUGUCUCCGUUUUUUUUCUCAGUGGAUCCAUGGGGAGUGGGAGAGCGAGUUUGAGUAAAGUUGAAAUUAUCACUAUUACUAACAGUUGCUUGUCUUCAGUAGUCGAUGAGA
Molecule: messenger RNA, 1668 nt
Organism: Abrus precatorius (Indian licorice)
Lineage: Eukaryota; Viridiplantae; Streptophyta; Magnoliopsida; Fabales; Fabaceae
Product: dol-P-Man:Man(7)GlcNAc(2)-PP-Dol alpha-1,6-mannosyltransferase
Exons: 19
Coding region: 16-1509 (497 amino acids)
Biological process (GO): protein N-linked glycosylation
Cellular component (GO): endoplasmic reticulum membrane
Molecular function (GO): alpha-1,6-mannosyltransferase activity
Source: RefSeq, a predicted model, not a curated record